Molecule: messenger RNA, 2201 nt
Organism: Dermacentor albipictus
Lineage: Eukaryota; Metazoa; Arthropoda; Arachnida; Ixodida; Ixodidae
Product: DNA-binding protein inhibitor ID-2-like
Biological process (GO): cell differentiation; circadian regulation of gene expression; negative regulation of transcription by RNA polymerase II
Cellular component (GO): cytoplasm; nucleus
Molecular function (GO): transcription regulator activity; protein dimerization activity
Source: RefSeq, a predicted model, not a curated record
UCGCAAGUCAUUUCCCUGCCCACUUCGUGCGCUUGCAAGCGGUGGUGUUUCGAUCGCAAGUGAACUUUCGUGUACGUCGAGAGCUUCGAAACUACGUGGCGAUCGCUGUUGAUCGUGUGGUGCGCAAGCGACGCAAUCUCCAAAGGGUGUUAACACCUCACCCUCCCCGCCUCGUGGAUUACCGGUUCAUCGCUACCAAAGUGCCGCCACCGCACGAGGAUUAAAUGACGAUGAAGGCGCAGAACGAGCAACAGCAAGCGAUCAGCCGGUGCCUCGCCAAGGUGGCCGAAGGCCGUGUCGGUCGCAAUGGCCGCAAGGAGCGAGACCUGAACCACGAAGAAAUGCAGUCGCUGCUGGCCAAGCUGAAGGAACUUGUGCCCAACAUGCCCCGCAACAAGAAGGUCUCCAAGCUCGAGAUCAUCCAGAACGUGAUCGACUACAUCCUCGACCUGCAGAUAGCCCUCGAGACGCACCCCGCCAACCGCUCGUCGUCACAUCCGGCGGGCUCUAGCACGAGUCCGGCGCGGCAACCCUUGGGAGUCCUACCCCCCUCCGCGAACGCCGUGGCCAACACUUGCUCGGCACAGGAGGCGACUCACACAGACAAGAUCCCAAGUCACCUUGCCGACAUAAUGUCUACGGUGGUACCGCCUUCGCGCCCGGUCUCGUGCUAGGACUUGUGAGACAUCUGGACGAGUGGGGACUGUCUCGUGCAUUGUCGUGUUUCGUUUAUGUACAUCCCUGACGCUGUUCACCUCGAAAGAAGCGCCCCUCCCCAUGCCCGGGUCCCACGCUAGUCGUUCGUUUCCACGAGCAAUCCCGGGAAAAGACGACGUGACGGCGCCUUCACCUCUGAACACCGCACGGCCGUUCAGGUUCCAGCAAAUAUGCGUCCCAUCCCACGUCGCAUCAAGAAACCAUCGUGUACAGAACCUGCGAUGACGCAUCUGGCAAAGCGCGGAACCGUCUCGGACAAGAACGCCGAGCUGCGGAUCCUGCCGCAGACUGGUGCACCAUUCCGCGGUUUAUACAGCAGAGAGUCACGUUUAGCAAAGACCACGCUGUUGCCCCAGCUGCUUUCAGAAUCCGCGCUCUGGCCUAUCGUAUUUCGCGUAACAGCAUCACCAGGCGUGUCGGCUACCCUCCGGCAAGCUUAAGAGAAGCGCCCAAAAAAAGGCCUUCUGGCCUUUUGUAGGCUGUUUCAGACACAUGCCACCAGCUUUUCGUCUUGCCAACGUCUUGCCGGAAGUUGACCUUUUAUAGCGUGAGCUCUAUGGACCAGCGCAGUAUUACAAUUAGAACUGUGUUUAUCUUGCCCAUGUAUGACGUCACAAGCGCGUGAAGUACGGAGACGGAUGUCGCCCCUACCAAAUGUAGAAAGCCAGAAUGCAGCAAUUUCUUGCUCAUUUGCUGAUCAUGUGCAAUCAAAUGUAUUUUUUUUUCUUCUGUGCGUGUGUGCCGGAGUGAGUAGUGUGCGAGGUGUGUGUGUAGUGGUUUAUACCUACUUCUGCGGCAUCUUAUUUGAAUAGCAUUUUCUGGGGAUCUCCGGUUUUUUUAUUUAUAACAUAUUUUUCCCUCCCACAUCUUAACAGUACAAACACAGAUUCAAAUACACAGAUAAACAUUGCGCGAGGAAGGCGAUUGGCAUUAGAUAUUCUCUAUAAGCACACAUUAUACAGCUAGUCUGGUGGCGUUUGAGAUAUGCUCAAUGACCCUGCAACUUGCGUUCUAAUUUUACUGGUGGUUGACGCUGCAUGUUCGCUCCUAUGCCUUCACAUUGGUAUUAUUUGUUGUAGAAUGGUCUGUAGGUGCAGUAAUUGCACCGUUCCUCGAUAAAUAACAUGUCUGUGAUGUGUUAUCUUGAUCUGAACAAACCUACUUAAAUCUACGUUUCAUUGAAGAAAAUUGCUAAAAAAUUGUGAACCAUUUUAGGAAUAUGCAUGCUUCAUAGAAGACUGCCGUCCUAGCGAGAUUUGUGUGUACCGGUGGGUCUACUUAACAUAAUAGUGCCAGUUGUCUACCUUUCGUCACAUUAUACAGACAUUAUUGUUUUACACACUUCUUUCCUACCAAUUGUAAUUAUAUUAUUUGUACAGAGAGCCUCCUACAAGACGAGAGAAGCCUAUACUUUUGCGUUGUUGUGAUAAAACCGUCUUCAAGAAGCAAUGUCUUCGAUAAUAAAAAAAAGGUAUUGAAGUUCA